AUGGGAGAAGCUUCUUUUAAGUUCAAAACUUUAAUUCUUACACUUUUCUUCAUAUGUGGAGCAAGCAGUGCCGUCUUAGGUAAUGUUCUCUACAACAUGAAAUCACUUGGUCUUCACAAUACAAUUAAAGAAUUCAAAAAGCCCGUUUUCCAGACAUGGUCAAUGUUCAUUGCUAUGUCUCUUCUCAUUUUCGAUACUCCAUUAUUCAAGAAAGGCGGUUGCCCUAAGUACACAACUGGCGGAAAAAUCCGUGGAAUUGGUCUCUUCAGAGUUGUCGCUGUUCCAGCUGGUUGUGACUUAAUUGCAACAUACUUACAGAACAUCGGUCUCCUUUACCUUCCACCUUCCGUUUGGCAGAUGACUCGUGGUUCAAUUCUUUUAUUCACAGCUUUGAUUGCUAUCUUCUACAGAAAGAAGAAACUCUACUGCGUUGACUGGUUUGGUGUUUGCACAACAAUCCUUGGUAUCACAAUUGUCGGUCUUUCCGCAGUUUUAGGAAAAUCCAACUCAUCUACAAACUCUGCAUCCAAAGUUCCAGCCGGUAUGCAAGUUAUUGCCAUGGUUCUCAUCGUUAUUGCUCAAGCUCUCCAGGCUUUCCAGACAAUUGUUGAAGAACAACUUCUUCACGAUGUUGAUGCCACCGAAAACGAAAUUGUUUCAUUCGAAGGACUUUGGGGCCUCUACCUCUCUACAUUCCUCGCUAUCCCAGUCGCUCAAAUCAUUCCAGAGAGCGCAGGCGAAAAUCUUUUCGAACAUUCAGGCGAAACAUUCAUCAUGAUUGCACACAGUCUUAUCAUAUUCAUCUUCAUCAUCCUCUACAUGCUCGCAAUUCUCGGUUACAACAUGACAGGAAUGUUUGUUACUUCAUUCAGCUCUGCCAUCCAUCGUAACAUCUACGAAGCACUCAGAUCAGCUGCUGUUUGGGCCCUCUCAGUUGUUAUCUACUACAUUGCUCCAAAUUCUGGUGCUGGUGAACCACUUAAUUUGAUGUCACUUUUGCAACUUGCCGGAUUCAGUAUUUCUAUUCUUGGAUCAUUCAUUUACAACAGAAUCAUCAAGAUACCAGGUCUUUACUACGGCGAAGAGCAGAAACUCAACCCAGAACCACUUCUUGAAGACAAGAAGUAA
This is a messenger RNA of Trichomonas vaginalis G3, 1128 nucleotides long. Its product is annotated as negative regulation of mitochondrial outer membrane permeabilization protein. Gene Ontology annotation, cellular component: membrane. The coding region runs from base 1 to 1128 and encodes 375 amino acids. The transcript has a single exon. Lineage: Eukaryota; Parabasalia; Trichomonadida; Trichomonadidae. The record is from RefSeq and is a predicted model, not a curated record.